Molecule: messenger RNA, 1669 nt
Organism: Lineus longissimus
Lineage: Eukaryota; Metazoa; Nemertea; Pilidiophora; Heteronemertea; Lineidae
Exons: 6
Coding region: 64-864 (266 amino acids)
Source: RefSeq, a predicted model, not a curated record
ACGAUCACAGCAAAGGUGCAGGCGUGUUGUGAUAUCGCUGAAGGAAAGAAGCCAGGCUGCUCCAUGGCCAACCAACCCGUAUGCGAUCGAUGGUAUAUCGUCACUGCCGCAGUUUUUAUAUCAGUUUGUAGUUUCGUGGGCGUGGUCUCCAACUGCCCGACCGAGUCGGACGCCAAAAGAUGCCUGGGUGACGUCGGCAUGAGCCUUAAUGACCUUCGGAUGAGGCGUCUAUUUGGCAGCAACAAUUCCUCAGUAAUAGAACCUAUUUGCAGCUCGGCCAACAUUCCCGGUGCCAUGGAGUGCAUGAAGGUGGCGAUCCGUUACUGCCGUCAAGAAGUGGAGUCACCGCAUCUCAGACUCAUUCACCUAGAGGGAUAUAAAAAGGCCAUGAUUUACACCUGUCACAAUAUAGACAUUUACAGGGAGAAAGUCGAGCCUUGUAUUCUCGACCCCAGGAGUGGAAUAGAGAGAGUGAAGUGUUGGAAGACGCAAGCGAAACAAGCCAAGGCCCACCUAGAACUCAACAAGGCCACGUCGGACUCCAGGGCCAUACUUUGCACGGACCACCGGCUGAUUGAGUACUGCACCGACGUCGCCUACAGAAAAGCCUGCGGGGGACAAUCAGCCGACUAUCUGCGCCACGUCGCUAUCUUGACCGAGCCAAGCAGCUGCGACCGCGCGACUGACCGCGGCUACUGUCCUCCCCCACUGCCCCCACACCCGCUGAUCGAAGGAAAGACAACCACGAAGAGGACACCAUCCGAGGAGGACGACAAGACGGUUUAUGGAGGCAGCUCAGAGGCAAAGAUGGACGGGAUACGGAUGUUUAUUAUCAUACUAUUUUUGUUGUUGUCUCUACUGUGAGAAAUUUCAGUGAAAUGGCUAGGGUCAUUGUGACUUUUGUUUCUUUUUCUGAUGGAUAGGAGUGAGAAUUGAAAAUUCGUGAAAGGUUGGUUGGUUUUUCUCUUUCCCCGCACGACCACUGCAUUAAAAAUGACCGGGGAGUGGCACGCUCUUCAGCCAGAAAAGUACAGCUGCGGCGGUUUUUUACCGACGGUUUUUCUGAUGCGGUCAGCAAACUUCAACCUCGGUGACGACACACAUUGGUCGUUGACAUUGACCAUGAGGCAGGGCCCUCUUUUUCUGGUACUUGCUAUUCCGAAAUGAUGUUUUGAAUAGGUGAUUGUGAUUUGGUUAGCAUGACGACAGAGAUCACUUCUACAGGGUGGCCCAGAAAUAUUUCCCCUCACACAGUGGAUACACAAUAGAAUUCUAUUGAGCAAGGGAAAAUAACCAUUGAUAAGUGUAGUUCACUUUAGACUGACGACGCAGGAGUACUGCAAACUCGGCCCUGUCCCGGUCUUCAGUUAGUGCAUGAAAUACUAAGCGUCCAACUGAAAGACAAUGCGCAUCUUUAGUUCAAAUAUACACUUAGGCGCCAUGUUUUUUAUUGACAUUUAAGAAUUGCAUAUUGAGUGAUUUAGCAAGUGAAAAAUAGUCUUGUCUUGACCUUGUCUUGUGAAUUAUCCAUAAAUCAUGAUAUUGAAACCCAACAAUGUACAUGUAACAAGCUGAGUUUGAAUUUUUAAAUUCUUAAAUCUCGUUCCUGUUGUUGCAAAUGAUUAUCCAUAUUCGUUUAUAAAACGUAUAAUUGGUGAGUGUGAAUAAA